CACUAAUAUCCUGCAUCAAAUUUACUUCUUCAGAGCACCUAUUAAAUGAAAUAUUUAGCUUCUAGUGCCCAACCGGUUUCCAGAGUUCGCUACGUACACCUAGUACGGUUAUGUUUGAUAUGCCGUAAUGCCGUAUUGCUUAUUAAUCUUUCAUUACAUACAAUACUAUGUUAUAUCAACGGGUGUGCGUCUGUGUACGUGUUUGUGUUAUGUAGUUCGCGUUCUUUUUGUUGUACCUUCGUUAUUUUAGAUGUGUUUUAAAAUAAUUUAAAAUAGUUUUUAUUUAUUUACGAAUGGACCUUUUAUAAUAUUUAAAAUGCGUAAUACACGAAGUCUCGUUUUUGUGUAUCAAACCAACUUUUUGAAGCAUUCAUAUUCAAUGUAAUACAAAUAUCUGUUAACAAUCUAUCAAAUUGAGCAUUUAACAUGAAUGAUAGUCAUAUUAAAAUGAACGUAACAUCAUGUGAUUUGGUUACUGGAGCACAUAUUACCCAUGUAUACAUAAAUCAAACUCCAGAUAAUUUAAAUGAAAAAUCAUUAGACACAAAAUUACUCGUCAAUGGACCUGUUGAAUUUAAUAAAUCUAAUUCUACGUUUGCGUCGAAAGAGUCCUCGUCACUGUACUCUAGCAAUAUUAAUGACGGUAGGGAUGCGGUGGUGAAUAUCUUAAAAAACGCGACACCAUAUGAAUAUUCUAAAGUUGUUCAAUCUUCUCAGUUGAGACUAGACAAUAAUGGAUCAUAUUCUUGUCAUAUAUGUGUUAAUGAUAAUGCCGCUCUGAAUUCAGUGUGCGAGACUAUUAAUACUGAUGUGAUUCGUCCAAUAUGCAAUGCUGGUACAAACUAUACUUAUCCUUCAUCAGAGGAUGACGAAAGUUAUUGUGGAUAUUCUAUUGCUGAUAUCAGUGAUAUUGAUGACCUAUCAGAUAAUAUUUUAAAUGAUGGUCAAUCUAGUCCACUUAGGGAACAAACGAGGUUACAAACUAAUGGUUCUAGUCAUGGCUUUAAUUCCAGUGGUGAUUCUGAAGCUGAUGGAAUUGUAACGUUUCUGGACAAGCGUAAUAAUGAAGCGGAAGCUCGUUUGGCUGCAAGACGUCAAGCCCGUGCUGAAGCUAGAGAAAUUCGUAUGCGAGAAAUUGAACGGCAACAAAAAGAAGCCGAAGAAAAUGCAGACAAAGCAUUUGACAUGCAUGCAGCAGAUGGGCCUUUAGCAAAUCGAGUAUCACGAGUAGCUGCUAGUACUGCUAGUCCUAGAGCAGCCAGUUCUAUACAUAAUACUAACAGUUACCAAUCUAGUCGACGCAAUUCAGUUGAUUCUCUUGAUGAAUCUACUCCUAAUUUUCGAGAUUUUAGGAUGGAAUUAAAAGACUUAGAAGAAAAGUUUCGAAAAGCUAUGGUACAAAAUGCUCAACUUGACAAUGAAAAAGCAGCUGUGACAUAUAUGGUAGAAUUGUAUAAAGACAAGUACACCGAUAUUGAAGAAGAGCUUAUGCAUAUUAAACGAGAACAUAAAGAGAGUUGUAGGGAAAAUGAAAAAUUAAAACGUUUAUUGGCUACUCAAAAACUAGAAUCUAUAACACUUCAACAAGAACUAGAAGAACGUGAUAAACUCAUUGAGGAAAAAGGACUAGUAAUUAUCAGCACAGAACAAGAAAGUUGGAGUGAAAGUGACCAAUGUAAUAAUAAAAUAAAACGUGCCUUAGUUUCUGUUGAAAAUGCUCAAUUGUUACAAGAUGCAGGAGAAGGUUGUUUAGAUGUACGACUCAAAAAGUUUACUGAAGAACGCAACAGCUAUAUAGAUGAAAUUAACCAGCUCAAAUUAGAGUUGCAAGAGGCCAAACGUCAUAGUGAUAAUCAUUACAAUGGUACAGACUCAGACGAUUUGGAAGAUGCCCAAAAAGAAACUAAUAAAGUUCUUGGUGAUUAUAAAUUCAAGUGGCAAAAGGCUGAACAAGAUAUUUCUACAUUACAAGCAAAUGUUGCUAGGCUAGAGAGUCAAGUUAUUAGAUAUAAAACAGCUUCUGAAGCAUCUGAAAAAGCUGAAGAUGAACUGAAAUUGGAAAAACGAAAAUUACAGCGUGAGCUUCGAGAAGCUCAAGCAAAAGUUGAAGAGUUGGAGACAUCCAAUAUGCAUUUGUUAAAACGCUUUGACAAAUUAAAGAAUGCCAAAUCUAGUUUACUGAAAGAUUUAUAAUAGACUAUGUUAUUCAUUAUCGAACAAAACUGAAAAUGCGAUUUGUUGUGCAAUAAAAUCUACAUUCAUCAUCAGUGUCACAUCACACAAUUGAUAAUGGAAAGAUGUGCAAAACAGGAUAAGAAACAUAAAAUAAUUAAAAACAUAAUUUAGUAUAUAAUUUUUUGAAUAAUUAAAUUUAUAUUAAUAAAUAUUUAAUAACAAAAUACUAAUAAUUAUAGAAAAAUAUAAUUUCUGUGUAAAAAUUGUUUUAUUUUAAUUGAAAUUACAAUCUAACAUUAUUAUUUUAUAAAUGUUUUAUUUUAUAUUAAGUAUAUUUAAUUAUCAUUUUAUUUUGAAAUAAUAAAAUUCUUUAUUUUUGUUGA
Messenger RNA from Acyrthosiphon pisum (pea aphid), 2558 nucleotides. Its product is annotated as leucine-rich repeat flightless-interacting protein 2. The record is from RefSeq and is a predicted model, not a curated record. Bases 427 to 2193 code for a protein of 588 amino acids. Gene Ontology annotation, biological process: regulation of DNA-templated transcription. The transcript is spliced from 12 exons. Lineage: Eukaryota; Metazoa; Arthropoda; Insecta; Hemiptera; Aphididae.